This is a messenger RNA of Limanda limanda (common dab), 1224 nucleotides long. Its product is annotated as putative protein MSS51 homolog, mitochondrial. The transcript has 6 exons. The record is from RefSeq and is a predicted model, not a curated record. The coding region runs from base 70 to 1224 and encodes 384 amino acids. Lineage: Eukaryota; Metazoa; Chordata; Actinopteri; Pleuronectiformes; Pleuronectidae.
GGCUGCUCAGAUAACAAACCCGAGGAGCAGCGGAGGAGGAAACACAGGAGCCAGUGUGAAUCCCACAAAAUGACAGAAACUCAGAAAGCCGCUCCUGACACUGCGGGUGAACCCAUGGCCUUCCACUCUCAGAAGGAAAUGUUUGAGAAGAUGGAGGAAUCGUUUAAAGUGUGUGCACAUUGUGAGAAGAGGCCGAAUCAACACUCAAACGCACAGAACCUGAAGCGCUGUGUGAGAUGUCUAAAUGUCUACUACUGCUGCAGAGACUGUCAGAAAGAGGACUGGCACAAACACAAGAAGCUCUGCCCGCUGCUGCGUCUCGCUGCCGUCGACAGAGUGGUGGAAUGGCUCGUGUUCAAAGGAGAGCUUCCAUUCUCCACAGAGCAGUGGUCGAAGCCGCUGUCAGAGGUUAAAGGUUGGGACGACUGGCUGGCGAUGCAGGGAGAUCUCACCUCUCGCCUCGAUCCCAUUUUAAACGGAGCCAUCAUGUCAGAGCUGUGGAUCAACACGUGCAGACCUCGGCCUGAUGUCCACGACCUCGAGCAGUCGCUGUGGCGGGUCUGCAGCGAGUUCUUCUCCCGGCCGCUGACCAUCGCUUGGGGGAUGAGGCUGUUUGGCCUGAAGCCUUUUUCCAAACCUCUCACCAUUCACGUGGUGGGCGCAGGCCACAGUGAGACCCUGGCUGCCAGACUGACGGACUAUAAUGAGCUAAACAACAUGUUCCCCGGGCACCAGGGGAUCGAGAUCGUCAUGGUGGGACCAGAGGUGGUGGACGGCCCCAUCAUGAGGCCUCCUCUCCAGGGGUUUGGCCCCAAGAAGUCGGUCUUCAUCAGCGCCUAUAAGGGGCUGUACCACGAGUUCUGGGAGGAGCUGGUGGAGAAAGCGGAAGCAGCAAAACCAGACCUGGUGGUUGGAUUUCAUCCUGGGUUUGAUGCCAGUCAGGGUCUGGACCAGGGUUGGCUUCCAACUCUUCUGCUCCUCAGGGAUUAUGAGAUUCCUUCUAUUUUCACUGCUCUCAACGAGACGGAGAUGACCUACUCGCUGCAGAUCCUGCUGGAGCUGGAGAUGGACAUGAGGGGGAGCGGCGCCAACCCGUUCUCCUCGCUCAAACCAGAGGCGGUGGGCUCGAGUCCGGGCAAGCCCCCCGUCUACUGCAACUCUCAUUACUUCUGUUUCCAGGGUCUGCUGGAGACGGCCGAGUUUGAGGAGCCGGCGGAGGCCUGA